Messenger RNA from Pistacia vera, 897 nucleotides. Its product is annotated as calmodulin-7. Gene Ontology annotation, molecular function: calcium ion binding; enzyme regulator activity. The record is from RefSeq and is a predicted model, not a curated record. Bases 92 to 541 code for a protein of 149 amino acids. The transcript is spliced from 2 exons. NCBI's taxonomy places the organism in Eukaryota, Viridiplantae, Streptophyta, Magnoliopsida, Sapindales, Anacardiaceae.
UCUCUUUCAUUUUCCACAAUAAAACUAAUUACGACCAACUCAAACUUACACAAAACCAAAACCCAAUCGCUCUUUCUUUCUUCAGAUAAAUAUGGCCGACCAGCUCACCGAUGAUCAGAUCUCCGAAUUCAAGGAAGCGUUUAGCCUCUUCGACAAGGAUGGCGAUGGUUGUAUCACUACCAAGGAACUUGGAACUGUGAUGAGAUCUCUUGGACAGAAUCCAACUGAAGCAGAACUCCAGGACAUGAUUAAUGAAGUUGAUGCUGAUGGAAACGGGACAAUUGAUUUCCCGGAGUUCCUGAACUUGAUGGCCCGCAAGAUGAAGGACACAGAUUCUGAGGAAGAGCUGAAGGAGGCUUUCCGGGUGUUCGACAAGGAUCAGAAUGGAUUCAUUUCUGCUGCUGAGCUCCGCCAUGUGAUGACAAAUCUUGGUGAGAAGCUGACUGAUGAGGAAGUUGACGAGAUGAUUCGUGAGGCUGAUGUGGAUGGUGAUGGUCAGAUCAACUAUGAGGAGUUUGUCAAAGUCAUGAUGGCCAAGUGAGGAUCUCUCAACCAUAACUAAAUCUCAAAACGACUAAAAUAACAAAAAAGGGAACAGAGCACAUAAGUUGAUGAGAUUUCUAUUCCCAGUAGGACAUCUUCAUUUGGUGUUAUUAGCUUUGGUUGGGUGGUUGCUUGUUUUCAUGUCUGCAUUGAUUUGUGGUACUCUUCUUUAGUAUUCAGCUUGUUUUCUCUAUUUCUUGUCUAGUAGUUUGGCUUGUUAGUGUCUAUCUUCUACGUUGGCUGUUUUAUUAAUAAUUUUUUUCUGUUUAAUUGAAUUUUUUUUUGGGGCAUUAUGAGGUUUGAACAAUUGGGAGAAUUCAUUAUUUUGAUUAUGGUUGACUAAUUUUGUUGAUA